AUGACAGCCUUCGUGACUCCCACCGGCCACUACAAGUACCAGAUGAUGCUGUUUGGCCUGAACGAGACCGACCAUCGUCAGCAUGUAGCGCUUGUGUUGGAAAAGCUGAGGGAAUACCACCUGUACCUCAAGACUGAGAAGUGUACCCUCCAUCAGACAUCCCUCCAAUUCCUUGGUUACAUCAUCAGCCCAGAAGGCAUUCGGAUGGACGAGGGAAAGGUAACAGCAGUACGAUCCUGGCCCGCUCCAACCACCAUCAAAGAACUCCAGUGCUUCCUAGGUUUUGCCAACUUCUACCACCAUUUCAUAAAGAACUACAGUUCCCUCACAUCUCCGCUGACCUCACUUCUCAGAUCCAAGCCCAAAUCUCUCUCCCGGAACCCCGAAGCCUCACAUGCCUUCCAACUCCUAAAGGAUGCCUUCACCUCCGCUCCACUCCUCGUACACCCAGAUCCUAAUAAACCAUUUACCACUGAGGUAGACGCCUCCACCAACAGCGUAGGAAUUUGA
Messenger RNA from Xyrauchen texanus (razorback sucker), 510 nucleotides. RefSeq lists its product as uncharacterized. The transcript has 2 exons. The coding region runs from base 1 to 510 and encodes 169 amino acids. NCBI's taxonomy places the organism in Eukaryota, Metazoa, Chordata, Actinopteri, Cypriniformes, Catostomidae. The record is from RefSeq and is a predicted model, not a curated record.